This is a messenger RNA of Anopheles aquasalis, 1990 nucleotides long. RefSeq names its product putative polypeptide N-acetylgalactosaminyltransferase 9. Gene Ontology annotation, molecular function: polypeptide N-acetylgalactosaminyltransferase activity. NCBI's taxonomy places the organism in Eukaryota, Metazoa, Arthropoda, Insecta, Diptera, Culicidae. Gene Ontology annotation, biological process: protein O-linked glycosylation. The record is from RefSeq and is a predicted model, not a curated record. Gene Ontology annotation, cellular component: Golgi apparatus.
AUGGAUAAACAUUUAAAGAAAAAUAACGGAGCACACCGCACCGUACCGCAACGUUACGACAUUGCAUCGAACAGCGGAGCAUUCGAUAGUCAGUAUUGGAAUAGUAGCCGUACGGUCAUCAUGUACGGGCUCAAGCUGCUCUCAGCCAGACGGGACCUUUGCUGGGCUGUGAUUGUGUUCUGUUGUCUGCUCGCACUCUACCUCUACCACGCCCAACUAUCGGACCGUCUGGCUACCCUGGAGGAGUUCCGGAUUGCACAUCAGCGUGAGGAGCGUAUACAGCAGCAGCAACAGCAGCAGCAGCAGCGCGGCCAGGAGCUAGUGAUACCCCAGUUCAAGGUGUUCCCAUACGAUACGCACUACACAGCGUCCCCGUUUGAUGAGGGGAAUGCGAAGCUACCGGGUGAUAUGGGCGGUGCGGUGACACUGCCCGAUAAUGUAACGGAAGACGUUUCGAAACUGGUCGACGAGGGCUACAAGCACCAAGGGUUGAAUCAGUACGUGAGUGAUUUGAUUCCGGUGCAUCGCCGUCUGCCGGAUCUGCGUGAUGCGUGGUGUAAGGAGGAGGGACGUUUACAGGCCAGCCUACCGAAGGCAUCGAUCGUGAUCGUGUUCUACAAUGAAGCGUGGUCGGUACUGGUUCGUACCGUGCACUCGAUCCUGGAUCGUACACCGAGCGCGCUGAUCGAAGAGAUCAUCCUGGUGGAUGAUUAUUCCAAUUUGGCACAUCUACGGACCCAGCUGGAGGAAUACUUUGCCGGUUAUCCGCUGGUCCGGAUACUGCGUGCCCCGCAGCGACUCGGUCUGAUCCGUGCCCGGUUACUCGGUGCCCAGAAUGCGACCUCCGAGUUUCUAACCUUUCUCGAUGCGCACUGCGAGUGUAUGGUUGGGUGGCUCGAGGCACAGCUUGAUCCGGUAGCACGGGAACCCCACCGUACGAUCGCACUGCCCACGAUCGAUUGGAUCGAUGAGAAGAAUCUGGCGCUGGUCAGCAACAAGGCACCGGUGUACUAUGGGGCGAUGGGUUGGGGGCUUGAUUUUCAGUGGCGUGGCCGGUGGGAUCGAGUGAACAAACCGGAGAAUAAGCUGGAACCGUUCAGCACACCGGUCAUGGCCGGUGGGUUGUUUACGAUCCACCGGAAGCUUUUCGAGUGGCUCGGUUGGUACGAUCCGCAGCUGGAUGUGUAUGGGGGCGAGAAUAUUGAGCUGUCGCUGAAAGCGUGGAUGUGCGGGGGACAGAUAUUGACCGUGCCCUGUUCCCGUGUGGCGCACAUACAGAAGACUGGCCAUCCGUACCUUAAUGGACUGAAGAAGGACGUCGCUCGGACGAACUCGGUGCGUGUGGCCGAAGUAUGGCUCGACCAGUACGCCGCCGUCCUCUACGAUUUGUUCGGUGGCCCCCAGUACCGCGGUGACUUCGGGGACGUGACCGAGCGUAAGCGCCUCCGGGAGGCACUUCACUGUAAAAGUUUCCGCUGGUAUCUGAACACCGUGUUCCCCGAGCUAGCGCCAGCCCUUGACAAACGCCCGGGCCAUGGACCGUUCGAGAAUGAGGCACUUUCGAAGCACUGUCUCAUGGCGCAACCGUCGGGUGUGCCCACGAUGGAACCGUGCCAGGUUGGUGAAGCGAGACAACACUGGGUGCAUAAUCUGUUCGGUGAGCUGAGUAACCAGAACCGCUGUCUAGACUACAGUGGCAGCGCUUUAUGGGUGUUUCCGUGUCAUAAAGCGCGCGGUAACCAGGAAUGGCGCUACAAUGGUACCACCCAUCAGUUCGAACACUGCAAGCAUGAGGCCAAGUGUCUUGCGGUUGAACCGAGCACGAAGCAGCUACGUAUCGAUAGUUGCGACAAGGCACAGGAAUCUCAAAGAUGGCACUACCCGGCGUUAGACUUUAGCAACAGUUAGUGAGCAGAGCAGAGCAGAGAGCAGUUGUACAAACAGUGCAUCGUGUCGCAGCGGACUGUUGUAAUAAACAAUGGGAUGACCA